CAUUGGUAACACUGCAGUUUUGACUUGACUUUGUGUCAAAAUAUGCAGAGUGUUUCGCUUUCCGGUGUACUUUCAAAAUAAUAUUUGAAAUUGAAUAAUAAUUUUUAAUAACUGAAAUUUUCCCUUUGGGAAAAUGGAAGAAAAACCCUCUUUGGAUAUUGUAUAUUUGGCUUUAUCUGCCUUAUUUGACAGCAAAAAUGCUAACGAAAAUGAAAAAGCAGCCCAAUGGCUGGAUAGUCUUCAAAAAUCUGUUUAUGCUUGGACAAUCGCAGAUGAAAUCUUACAUCGUAAGAAGGACUUACAAUCCUGUACCUUUGCUGCACAGACUAUGAGGUCUAAAAUUUUGAAUAGUUUUCAUGAAUUACCACUAGAAGCUCAUAGUUCCCUUAGAGACUCUCUGGUAGAACAUAUCAGUCAAGUGAACGAAAAUACUAAUAGUGCUAUUGUUAGACAAUUAUGCUUAGCUUUGGCCGAUUUGGCAUUACAAAUGACUUCAUGGAAAAGAGCUCCUUUAGACCUUAUUGGUAAAUUUUCACAAACCAAUGUUUGGCCACUGUUAGAAAUUCUUACAGUUUUACCUGAAGAGAUAGAGAAAAGAAAUAUAAGAUUAGGAGAAAACAGACGUUUAGAACUUGUUGAUGAAUUCAAGCAAUGUGCAGAAACUAUAGAACAAUUUCUACAGCAUUGUUGUAAGCAUUAUUCUGGGAAUUUUCACGAUAAUGUUCUAGUAAACAUAACAAUUUUAUGUUGUUUCACCUCUUGGGUUUCGAUCGGAGCAAUUCCACUAAAGAGCUCUCAUAAUAAUGUCAUAAUUAUAAAUGCAUUUAAUAUCUUGGAUGCAAAAAACACUGUAUCAGGUCCUCUACAUGAUGCUGCAACUCACUGUAUUUGUAUGCUACUUCAAUGUUUAGAAGAUGAUAUUAUUGAACUUGAAAGUUUCCUUUUCAAUAACAUAGUACAAUUAGAAGGAUCGUAUCAUUUAUCUGUAGCAAAUGAAGAUCAAGAUAAAUCAAAGAACUUUUGCAAAAUAUUUUCAGAAUUAGCUGAAUCCUUUUUAGAAAAAAUUAUAAAUAAUAGUACUAGAGAGUCAUACUACUAUGCAGUCAAAGCCCUAGAUUUAGUAUUGAUGUGUGUUGGCCAUCAUGAUUAUGAGGUAGCUGACCUAACUUUCAGUCUUUGGUAUGUUCUCAGCGAAGAAUUAUAUCAUAAGAAUAGCAAAGAAAGCAAUGAACUUUUCAAACCAUUUGUAGAAAGGCUUAUAACUGCUCUGUGCAGACACUGUCAAAUAGAACCAGAUCACGAAGGACUUCUUAAAGAUAAUGAUGACUUCAAAUAUUUCCGAUCCAAGGCAUCGGACUUGAUAAAAGACGUUGUUUUUGUUGUUGGUAGUAGUAAUUGUUUCAAACAAAUGUUUUUAAAUUUACAAAACCCGACUGCGACUUGGGAUCAGAGUGAAGCCUCUUUGUUUGUUAUGCAAUCUGUGGGAAAGAAUAUAUUACCUGAUGAAAACGAAAUUGUGCCCCAAGUUGUUGAAGCAAUACUGAAUAUUCAGGACCAAACCGCACAUAUUGCUGUCAAGUAUACUUCGGUUAUGCUCCUUGGAGAAUUAUGCGAUUGGGUGGAAUUGCAUCCUAACACGUUAGAUCCUAUAUUGCAUUUUUUGGUAUCUUAUUUACCACAACCAGGUAUUGGUCCGGCUGCCGCUAUAGCUCUGCAGAAUAUUUGCACUACAUGUGGUAGUCACAUGGCUAAACAUAUGGCUUUCUUGUUGCAAAUAUUGCACCAAGUUGACAAAUUCAGUAUAAGUAAUGACGCGAUUAUAGGUCUUUUAAAGGGUGUAGCGGCAAUUAUUGGUUAUAUGCCUAGAAAUGAUGCUGUUGUAGCUUUCCGAGAAAUUUGUUUUAUUCCAAUAACACCUCUAGUUCAGUUAAUAGAGCAAAAUACUCCUACCUCUAAAGGCACAAAAUCUGAUCCUGUUAUUUGGUUGGACAGACUGUCUUCUAUACUGAGGAGUGUUACAGUCAAGCAAAUAGAGGACGAAGAACACCCCUGCAAGUCUGUUAUUUUAGAAGUAUGGCCUAUAUUAUCAAAGACAUUUGAUAAGUAUCAAAAUGAUGGUAGAAUAAUGGAAAGGUGCUGUAGGUGUCUAAGGUUUAUGUUAAGAUGUGUCAGUCAACAGUUGGUAGAAGUUUUACAGAAUUUAGUUCAUCAAAUUGUAGUUAUCUAUAGUAACUACAAGCAUUCCUGUCUUUUGUAUGUUGGGAGUAUAUUGGUGGACGAAUAUGCCACAAAUCUAACAUGUGUUCUGGGGUUGAUAGAUAUGAUGCAUGCCUUUCUUGAACCGACAUUCAUACUAUUCCAGCAAAAUGGAUUGGUGAAGCAUCCAGACACUGUUGAUGAUUUUUUUAGGUUAUGUGCAAGAUUCAUGCAAAGAGCUCCUAUACCUUUUUUACGGAGUACAGCGAUGGGUCCAAUUAUUCAGUGUGCUCUUUCCGCAUGUUCACUUGUACAUAAAGAAGCAAAUACAUCAGUAAUGAAAUUUUUGUAUGAUGUUAUCAGCACUGGGCAUAUUGGCAAGAAACAGUCAGAUUGGGAAAUGAGGAACUCUUUAGUAAAACGUAUACUUAACGAGUUUGGUCAGCAAUUGGUUACAAACUUGAUACAUGCUAGUGUUUUUUACCUUCAUUCUUAUAUGUUAUGCGAAUUAAGUGAUGUGAUAGUAGAAUUAUUGGAAUUCGAUAGACAAGUAACAAAAGAAUGGUUAGCUAAUGCUCUAGAGACUUUACCCAAACAAGAUAACGGCAGUAUAAAUGCUGCAACUCCUCACCAAUUGGAAGAAAUACAUACAAAGAUAUCAAAAUCUGACACAUCAAAAGCUAUUACACAUGCAUUGAAGGACCUCAUCAGAUAUUACCGCUGAUAAAAUAUUAUUCAAGAUACUGUAAUAUAUAUACAUAUAUGUUUAAAGAAGUAGACUGUAUUUUAACAGUUUUAUCCAAUUGAAGAAUAAAUUUUUAUUUUUUA
Molecule: messenger RNA, 3024 nt
Organism: Harmonia axyridis
Lineage: Eukaryota; Metazoa; Arthropoda; Insecta; Coleoptera; Coccinellidae
Product: transportin-3
Exons: 10
Coding region: 134-2920 (928 amino acids)
Biological process (GO): protein import into nucleus
Cellular component (GO): nuclear membrane; cytoplasm
Molecular function (GO): small GTPase binding
Source: RefSeq, a predicted model, not a curated record